AUGACUACUCAUAACUUUUCGAUAGAAGACUUAGCAAUGUCAUUAAUUGAUAGACUGGAUAGAAGAAAUAUUUUUCCACCAUUGUAUAAUAACCCGGAAACAUUUAUUCCCUCAUCCGACAAUUUAACGAAAUUAUCGUUCCGACGACCAAAACGGUGUCCAAACGCCUUCUUGCUUUGUAGAAAAAACGUUCAUGAAGAAUCAAACCGUAAAGGAACUUCCAACAUGCGUGUGAUAAGUAAGGUUACCAGCAUUUUAUGGAAAAACGCUUUGCCUGAAGAAAAAGAUGUUUAUAAAAAGUUGGCCGAUCACGUUUACGAGAUUCAUUACAGAAGGAUUUCUACAAUUUAUAAAAAGUUUACCACAUCCUCCUCCUCUUUGAAAGAGGAAGGAUCACCUUCCUACAGCCCUUAUUCUUUACCUCUACGACUAUCGACAGCAACGGCACCCUCAAUAAGCACACCUUUACAAAACAAUUACUUUCUCUCGAAUCAUCAGACAACAAAUAAUAAUGCCUGUAUUGAUUUUAAUCCUUACCCGGAAUUUCAAGGGCAGGUUGUUUCUCCUCAAAAUGAUCAAUAUUACUUUUAUAAUAACGUUUUUGACACACCACCAAAUUUUGCCAGCUUGUAUUAA
Molecule: messenger RNA, 636 nt
Organism: Funneliformis mosseae
Lineage: Eukaryota; Fungi; Glomeromycota; Glomeromycetes; Glomerales; Glomeraceae
Source: the annotation of a GenBank genome assembly